AUGCUCAACACCAAGGGCAUCGUGGUCUUCUCCGGCGGGAGCGCCGCCAACAAUCUCGUCGACGUCUUCGAGGCCGUACGGGAGAACAAGGACUGCCCGCUGAGCUACAUCAUCCCGAUCAGUGACAACGGCGGCUCGUCGUCGGAGCUGAUCAGGGUCUUUGGAGGGCCAGGCAUAGGGGACCUCCGCAGUCGCCUCGUCCGACUUAUACCAACGGAGCCCCCCUCGCCGGAACGGUCGGCCAUCUCGUCUCUCUUCAACCACCGCCUGUCGGCGACCUCUUUGGUGGACGCGGCCGGCGAAUGGCAGUCGAUCGUGGCCGGCACGGCUGAGCUGUGGCGGGGGAUCCCGUGGGCCAAGAAGGAGUUGAUCCGCUCGUUCUUCAACCUGCUCAAUCUCGAGAUUCUGAAACGGUCGAGGCCUUCGUCGACGUUCGACUUCACCUCCGCCAGUGUCGGAAACCUGUUCCUGACGGGUGCGCGGCUGUUCAGCGGCAGCAUCGAGUCGGCUAUCUAUCUACUGAGCAGCAUCUGCGCCAUCCCAGACGGCGAGGUGCAGGUGGUUCCUAGUAUCAACUCCAACUUCUCCCAUCACAUCGCAGCCGGACUUGCCAAUGGAGAGGUCAUUGUGGGACAGAACAACAUCUCGCAUCCCACGGCCGCGACAGCCUUGGACAUGCCGGCGGUUACAGUCUUGCCUGACACGACCACCAGCCACAGGAUCCGCCACAGUGUGGACCAUACAGAGGAGAUCGAAGACGCCAAUAUCCCAGGGACGCAUCCCAGUCUCCGCCAGCGGAACAUUAAAUUUACCAAGGACGAGGAUGAAGAUCUGCCGGCACGCAUCGAGCGGAUAUGGUACAUCAAUCCCUACGGUCAAGAAAUGCUCCCACCCGCCAAUCCUCGAGUCAUCUUAGCCAUCAAGGAUGCCCAAGCCAUCAUCUACUCCAUCGGUUCACUUUACACCUCCAUCAUUCCGUCCGUCGUCCUCAAAGGCGUCGGUGAGGCAUUGCGCUCUACCCCGGCUCGUCACAAGAUUCUUAUCCUCAAUGGCUCACUCGACCGUGAAACGGGUCCAAGUUCGAGUCCGUUCACGGCCUUUGACUUUGUCGAGGCCAUUGCUCGUGCCGGUGAAGAAUCUCGAGGAAACCCCUGGAGACUGGCCCUCCAUGAUUCACUGUCAGAUGAGACUUUCACUUCUUCGCUUGCAACAUCUGCUACGGCUUGUAGGCACGACUUGCUGGUCCCCGACACAUCGGCCGGUCCUAAUCUAAACACUGCAGGUGGCGAUUCCAUCUAUCGGAAAUACGUGACCCAUGUCAUCCAUCUGAGUGGCGAAGGGGCGCCGCGCGUCGAUCGCGACCAGCUGGCUUCCCUCGGCAUCGACUGUUUGAAGUUGUACGGGCGUAAAAGCGCCAAGGGCCUGAUGCUGUAUGACCCACAAGCUCUCGUUGGAGCAAUCGAGGCAAUCCUCGGCAAGAAAGGGGACGCCAUGGUGCUGAGUAGGAGUCGCCGCAACACUUAUGAUGGAUAG
This is a messenger RNA of Capronia epimyces CBS 606.96, 1533 nucleotides long. RefSeq lists its product as uncharacterized. NCBI's taxonomy places the organism in Eukaryota, Fungi, Ascomycota, Eurotiomycetes, Chaetothyriales, Herpotrichiellaceae. The transcript has a single exon. Gene Ontology annotation, molecular function: LPPG:FO 2-phospho-L-lactate transferase activity. The record is from RefSeq and is a predicted model, not a curated record. The coding region runs from base 1 to 1533 and encodes 510 amino acids.